Lathyrus sativus (Indian pea) is the source of this 903-nucleotide messenger RNA. The record is from the annotation of a GenBank genome assembly. NCBI's taxonomy places the organism in Eukaryota, Viridiplantae, Streptophyta, Magnoliopsida, Fabales, Fabaceae.
AUGUCUGAAUCAUCAAACCAUGGAAAAGCAUCUCCACAUCAAUCAUCUUCCCCCGAUCAUCAACCCUCAUCAAACGCGGACACGACGUCACGGGCGCCCGCGCCACCACCGGUGGCCGCACCUCACAUGAUGUAUUACCAACCGGGACCUGGUUAUCCACCAGGUCCUCAUGGCCCACCACUACCACCCUUUCAUCCAUACCCUCCACCACCACAUGGAUACCCCCCAUAUCCUCCUCAGCCGCAAAGAUACAAUAACUAUCCUGGUCAUGCACCAUACUACCCUCCUCAAAACUAUCAUUCCGACGCAGUAGGUAGAGGCUUCCUUAGAGGAUUCAUAAUGUGUUCAUGUUUCAUAUUCACAGGCUUCUUCCUUUCAACUCUCAUAAUAGCAUUCAUAUUACAUCCUAAACUACCUGUUUACAAGGUUCACGCCAUGUCGGUAACGAAUUUCAACACAAGUCCAGUUUUAACAGGCGAUUGGAGCAUCAGCCUGGCCAUUGAGAAUCCUAACACAAAACUAAAAGGUUUCUUCUCGGAUUUUAAGGUUGAUGUCGUGCAUGAUCAAACCAACGAGAUAGCUAUGAGUUUUGUGCCCGAUUUUCAAUUGGAAAAACAUGAAGAAAAACAUAUGGACGUUAAAGCUUCUUCGAACAACGCUGGAAAUAUCGUGUCGUUUCAAAAAUGGGAUUUGGAUAAGAUGAGUAAUGAAAAACAAAGUGGUUCCAUUACGUUCGGUUUGAAGGUGUCUUCCAUGGCUGAGUUUAAGUCAACCUCAAUGUCCACCAAAAGUAUGAUGAUGUUGGCUGUUUGCGAUGGGUUGAAGAUUGUGUUUCAAAAUAAUUCUGGUAAUGGUACCUUGGACAAUGGGGGUAAACCUGUCAAUUGCAUGCUUUACAUGUGA